Leptidea sinapis is the source of this 2453-nucleotide messenger RNA. Its product is annotated as choline-phosphate cytidylyltransferase A-like. The record is from RefSeq and is a predicted model, not a curated record. Gene Ontology annotation, molecular function: phosphatidylcholine binding; choline-phosphate cytidylyltransferase activity. The transcript has 8 exons. The coding region runs from base 346 to 1497 and encodes 383 amino acids. Gene Ontology annotation, biological process: CDP-choline pathway. NCBI's taxonomy places the organism in Eukaryota, Metazoa, Arthropoda, Insecta, Lepidoptera, Pieridae.
UAUUCUCAUGUCUGUUGUUUCGAAUUUUUCUGCCGUAUUUCCUAAUUAAUAUUAUCAUUAUUGAUGUGGUAAUAGGAAAACUAAAUAAUACAAAAUAUAAUAUUUUAAAAACAUUACAAUUUCCUAGUUCUAAAAUUUUUGAAUUUUUAUCUGCGUCUUUGACAUUUGUUCAUGCCGAGGUUAUUAUAUAAAAUAACUUCAGAAAAUUGAUUUCGAAUCUUUAAAUUCAGUGUCAUAAUUCGGUCGCAAAUUAUCUCUACUCUCUUUGUGUCUUAUAAAAUUGAAAUUUUAAAUACUACAUCAAUAUUGUAACUGCUUGCAACUAAACCGGCGCAGUGCGAUGCAAUGAUGUCACGAAAGCGAUCUAAAGUUGAUGAAAAAAAGGAAAUGAGCCAGAAGCUAUUAGAAAAAAAAGAAGUUGAUAAGAAUGGAAGUGACACAAGUUUCUGUAGCACUAGCAGUCAAAUAUUUCCAGUACAGAGUCAAUCAAUAAGUUCGGCCGCACCGUUCAGCACAGACCCGGUCGCUGUGGCCGAGCGAGAGCGGGUCCACUACGGACGGAUCCCGAGGGCGCAAGCUCUUGCGGGCACGGCGCCGCGGAAGGUGCGUGUCUACGCGGACGGCAUCUACGACAUGUUCCACCAGGGACAUGCCCGCCAGCUGCAACAGGCCAAGACUGUCUUCCCGAACGUUUACCUCAUUGUUGGUGUAUGCAGUGACAAACUAACACACAGCCGGAAGGGUCGCACUGUUAUGACUGAGGAUGAACGGUACGAGGCAGUCAGACAUUGUAGAUACGUUGACGAGGUGUUACGCGGCGCGCCCUGGGAAUACGAUGAUGAGUUUCUGGAGACGAACAAGAUUGACUUCUUGGCCCACGACGACAUACCCUUCACUACCGAGGACUGCGAAGAUACCUACGCUAUCAUUAAGGCCAAGGACAUGUUUGUAGCCACGGAGAGGACAGAAGGUGUAUCAACAUCGGAUAUCGUCGCCCGGAUAGUGAGGGACUACGACAUAUACGUGCGAAGGAACCUGGCGCGAGGAUACUCCGCCAAGGAGCUCAAUGUGUCCUUUCUCAACGAGAAGAAGUUCCGGUUGCAGAACAAGAUGGACCAGCUCAAGGAUAAAGGGAAGAAGGUGAUGACCAACAUAGGCGAGAAGCGCGUGGACAUCCUCAGCAAGUGGGAGGAGAAGUCCCGCGAGCUGAUCGACGCGUUUCUGCUGCUGUUCGGGCCCGACGGCCGCCUGUCCAACAUCUGGAACGAGUCCAAGGGGCGGCUCAUGCAGGCGCUGAGCCAGCCGCCCUCGCCGCGCGCCUCGCCCUCGCCCAGCGAGAACGGAGACGACUUCGACUACCCGCACAGGGGUUCCGUGUCACCUCCGCCGCCGAAGUCACGCCGCUGCGAGUUGUUAUGGGACGAGGAUGCAGGUAACUGGAUGCAUCGGGCUCUGAGUGUGGCGGGAAGUCGCGGACGGGAGCGCCCCGCCAGCUGACUGAUGAUGGCUCCGACAGUGACGACGACUACCAGGACUCCAACCCGUGCCCCACCUAGGAGUUACUCACACUCUCUAUCAACGAGACCGUCUGAUACCACUCAACAAGAUAUACAUAACGUACUACAAACCUUUUUGGAUAAAGUUUGCCACGGGCUCUUUGGAAAUGUCAAUGACAUUAAAAAAAAAUGUGAAGAAAUACACACACUUGUGUACGGAAUGGCAUGCAUGAGACAGGAACUCUUUCAAGCAUUUAAAAUGCCUGUAUUGUUCAUAAUUAAUGUAGCCAUCAUCUACUCGUGUGUAGAUCUAAUAGUUAAACAUAGAUAUGUAAUAUUAUCAGUGGCAAAGUUAAUAUUAUGGUGUGAUAACAAUUAUAUGAGACACAGAGCAAUGUACUACUAGAGAGUAUUAUGUGUUAUUGACGUAAAUUAAAUGAAAUUAAUGUAUAUAUAUUGUCAAGAUACACCAGUGAAGUGUUUCGUGGAUUGCUCGCUACAUCUUGUGAAUAUAGAUGAUAUAUUAUUUCAUUCUCGAGUCUCUUAUUUACAUUAUUGGCCUGAAUGUUAAAUAUUAAUUUAUUUUUUGUUUACAAGAAAAAUUGGUUAAAACGUAUUGUAUACAACACACAAUACUUAAUGUAUGGCAUAGUAUUUUUAUACAAUGUAUGUACACGUUUUGUGGGACGACACCAUUUUAAAUGUCGUGAGCAUUUGAUAGAGUUGUAAAGUUAAAUUAAAUCAUGUAUUUUAUGUUUGCUGAUUGCAUAGAGGUGUGAAUGUAUUUAAUCCUAUUAGUUUUAUUCUUUAUUAUUAUUUAUAUUAGUUUAAAUUAUCUCAUUAGAAAGAUGGAGUCUUAUGUUAGCUUUUUAGCAUCAACUUGUCUAUUCUAGGUGCAGAGUAUAAUUUAUUGUAUUACUCUAUGGACUUUUGAAUAAAAGGUGCUUAUUAUAAUAA